AUGCGCGUUCCUCAGAUACUGCUGUCGCGGGUCUUGAGAGGAGUAGCGGUCGCCACAGGGAGUAGGCCAGCCGAGACCGCGCCGGUAGAACGUUGGAUCUCGUCGAUCAGAACCGUCGAGGGUUCUUUGCUGGACUGGAAGGCCGCGACUUCCGGAAGCCUAUCAGAAACCGAUGGCGAGAAGACAGUCCAUCUCGCGAACAUGGUUCUUGCCAUAUGUUACAUCCGCGAAGCAACUCGUAAAAGCCAUGAAAUCUCUCCUGCCGAGCUUAGCCAGUGUUGGGAGGUCGUGAGGGCUGCCAUCGAUGUGCUUGGCAAGGAUAAAUCCCUCGGCGGGUUUCCCGUGUCCAGCAGCCUCCAAGGCCUCUCGACUGUCUCGUUGUGCGAUCUGUCUGAAAACGGCAGUCCAGGCGAGCAGUUCCACCUCCACAUCGAAACCCCUCGCGGUAGUCGGUUAAACAGAGGCUUUGAUUUGCAUUCGACCUUGUCGCCCGUUCAUACCUGGAUUCUUGCAGGAGAAGUUCGGAACGACUCGUAUCAGGUCGACUCAGUAUCGGAUCCAGCAGAGGCUACUCAUAUCACGUACACGCUCUCUAGGAGUUGUGCAGAGUCGAAAGGCGACACUGGGACCUCUGCGCCGUCUGAGAAACACCUCGUGGUCGAGAAAGCCGGCAAGUUUGUCCGAGCACGAGAAGUCGGUUCCAAAACACACACCAGGAAUGCAAGCUACUCCUUGCCAGCGGACGCCUUCCAAGCGUUUGAAGCAGACCCAGACACUCUCUUCGCAGCUCUCACCUUCUCCGAAGCUUCAUGCGGCUCUGCCACGGACACCGUUGUACUAGGCCCCGUCGAGGGGCAUUUGUCUAUCGAACUACCCGUUACGACAACCCUUGCGCCUCGGGAGCUGGCAGACCUCGUAGAAGCCGCUCGCUCCUGGGAGGGGCUGAUCGAAGAAGGACGGGAGCACGCGCGGAAAGCGGAAUGGGAAUAUGCGCUGCAAGCCUUCAACAGCGCCCUCAGCCUCUGCGGCCCCGAAAAGUCAUUCCCCAACGCAGGCUUCUACAGACACCUUGUCCUUGGCGAGAUAGGCAGCGUCAACAGGAGGUUUGGACGCUACGAAUCCGCGAGGAGCUUCUUGGAGGAGGCCAUUAACGGACUGAAGCCCUGCAUCCAGCGGAUCGAGUUCAGCGGCGAGCUCGGGGUCACGUACCGGCACAUUGGCCAGCUCGAGAACGCCAGCGACGCCUUCGCCAAGCAGUACGAGGUCGCCAGAGAGCUGGGGUCGGCUCGCGAGAUGUGUCGCGCCGUCGGCAACAUGGGCAUGAUAAACUACCAGCUGUCCCAAAGAGACGGCAGCGAGCACUUGCUUGACCAGGCGAUAGUGCAACUCCAAGAGCGAGUGAGCCUCGCCGAGGAUCUGAAAAGGACCGCGUCGUUACAAGCAGGGAACUCGAGCUCGAAACACUGGUUGCACAUCUUUGAGACCUGGAAGACGAUCGGGCUCUGCAGACUCUCGAUAUGUCACUAUACCAGAGGAAACGUUGAAAAGGCCAUCGUAACCUCGGCAGAGGCCCUCGAGAUGACAGCCGGAUCGAAAGACGUUACAGUCAAAGCCAUGACGAGGUUUUUCCAUGGACGAGCGCUCAUGAAGGGGGGUAGACAGGAAGAGGCCCUCUCUCUGUUCAACAUGCCCGGAACGUGCUCCCCUGCUAUCGCGUUUGCCAAGGAGCCGUCGGAGGAGCACCGCGGUUACCUGCAAGAGCUGGUGGAUAUUGGGGCCGACCUUGACAUCGUCGACGAGCAGGGGUACACGGCUCUCGAUCACGCUGUGUUCAGCGGCGACGCGAUAACGGAGGCGGUCAUUCUGGAAGGCCUUCGGAAGACAUCGGAAGAGAACGUCGCUGAGCGGCAAACGGAAGCCAGGCUGCGAAAAGGGUACCGAGAGCUAUUCCAGGAGAGGCUUCGUCCCGUCCUCCUGGGGGGCGGCCGGCACGUCCUGUCGAAGCUGAGGAAGGCCUACGCCGAGUCGCUCGAGACGGACGAGACCAAGAAGAGGGCCUUUGACGGGCUGAAGUUCAUGUGGUACUCCGACUUCCUCGACUUCAAGAGGCUUCCGCGUUCGGACGACGGGUUGGUUCGCGAGUUCGAUUCCAGUUGGACUGUCGAGAGCUCUGCUCGCGCUGCCGAGAAGGUUGUCUUCAUCUCGUAUCGGUGGAUCAACAAGACGCCAGGGGCCAAGUCCCCCGAUGACGACCAUCACACACAGUACCACCGCAUGAUCAACGCGAUUGACGAGUACCUCCGACUCACUCCUUCAGUGCACAAGGACAAGCUCGGGAUUUGGAUGGACCACGCUUGCGUCAACCAGGACGACCCCAACGCGGGCGUGUCGGCGCUGCCCAUGAUCAUCGCGCAGUGCGACGCCAUGAUCAGCCUCGUCGACGAGGACUACUACGAUCGCGGGUGGUGCGCGGUCGAGGUCAUGAUGGCCGAAACGCUGCGGUCUUCGUACAGCAUCCACCAGUGGUACGAGCACGUCUUGCAGCCCGGAGGCUCCAGGGUUCAAGGUGUCCUGAGAGAGGCGCCGGAUCGUCCGAUUGGGAUGAUGAAGGACAAGCGCCUCACGUUCGAGACGGACCGGCCCAAGGUUCUUUUCCUCGAGAGGCAGAGCAAGCUCCUGAGAUGA
Messenger RNA from Colletotrichum higginsianum IMI 349063, 2685 nucleotides. RefSeq names its product Catalase. Bases 1 to 2685 code for a protein of 894 amino acids. NCBI's taxonomy places the organism in Eukaryota, Fungi, Ascomycota, Sordariomycetes, Glomerellales, Glomerellaceae. Gene Ontology annotation, molecular function: protein binding. The record is from RefSeq and is a predicted model, not a curated record. The transcript is spliced from 2 exons.